This is a messenger RNA of Pectinophora gossypiella (pink bollworm), 2998 nucleotides long. Its product is annotated as ankyrin repeat domain-containing protein 29-like. Lineage: Eukaryota; Metazoa; Arthropoda; Insecta; Lepidoptera; Gelechiidae. The record is from RefSeq and is a predicted model, not a curated record. The transcript has 12 exons. Gene Ontology annotation, molecular function: protein binding. Bases 113 to 1267 code for a protein of 384 amino acids.
AUUUAUUUUAUGUACUUAUUAUUUUUAAAAUAAUAAUGUUUUAGGAGAUUUUAGCUUGAACCGAAUAAAGUUCGUAUUGUUUUAUAAAAAAAGGGAUUCUGUUUACUCAAAGAUGUCAGAGCCCCGAUCCCGCGUGCAGCAGAACGACCUGCUCCUCCACGAGGCAGUCAUCAAGAAUGAACCAGCAGCUGUCAGGGAGGCGCUGCAGCGACCCACUGACGUCAACUGCAGGAAUAAUUACGGCAGAGCACCAAUCCACUGGGCAGCGAGUAGGGGAAACGUGGAAAUUAUAAAACUGCUUAUCGACGCCAAAUGCGAUAUAGAAGCAGCUGAUAAAUUCGGAAUGCGGCCACUACUGAUGGCGGCGUGGCACGGCCAUCUAGAGGCGGUGAAGACACUCGUACGCGCUGGCGCUUGUCUCGCAGCUACUAACAAGAAACACAACGACAUACUGCAGUGCGCGUGCGCGCGAGGCUCCCUCGAUGUUGCCGACUACGCCAUCACGCUCGGAGCCAAGGUGCAGGGCUGCGACGCCGCGGGAGACGCCCCACUGGCGCUGGCUGCCAGAGCUGGUCAUACACCUGUUGUCGAUCUACUGCUUGAAAAGGGAGCUUACAUCGACGCCGUCAAUAAGGUCGGUCGAACAGCACUCCAUGUAGCAUGCGAAGGUGGGCACUGUACUACCGCUGCGCUCCUGGUAUCGCGGGGGGCGGCACGGGAGGCGCGAGACAACUCAGGCCGAACCCCGUUACACUUAGCAGCUGUUCACCGUCAUACAGAACUUGUAAGGACGCUGCUCGAGACGGAAUGCCAAGUCGACGCUACAGACAACAAUGGUGUGACAGCGUUGCAAAUGGCGUGUGCGCAGGGCUGUAGGGGCAUCGUCGAACAUCUGUUAUCGUUCGGAGCUAAUGUGCACUUACAAAAUAAUGUGGGAUCGUCAGCUCUGCACGCCGCGUGCGCAGCUGAUGCCAACGAUAUCGCGGAGCUGCUGCUAGCUCACGGAGCUGACCCCUCACUUACUGAUCAGUGGUCUCAGUCCCCCAUGAGUGUGGCUGGGGGUGCGGCUGAGUGCCCGCCUGAAGGGUUCCGCCGAGCCGCCCGAGGGUCCUUCUCCGCUAUCCUGGGACUGCUCACAGCUACCACCAACCUGGACCAUCAUCAGGAUCAUCACUCGGACGGCUCGACGACUCCGCGCACUGAUGAUAAAUCCGGAGGACACUCUCCAGCCGCUAAUGAAGGUCUGGAACCAGAGAACGAGAGGUGAUGGUCAGCGAGCACCUUGCUGGACAGACUUGCUCAACGUGGAUUUGCAGCCGACACCCGUCUAGCUCUCCCGCCUACAGGUUGCGCUCGUUACCGCGAGUUGUGCUACCGCGCGGCGCAGGCUCACGUACCAGAGGACACCCCGCCGCGCCCCUGUGACUGCGCCAAUUGCGUCUCGCGCCGCAACUCCUGCGCAGACCCAUGAAAUUCGCUGCAAGUUCGCCCCACUCCCGCGCUUACCAGGCCUAUCCCUACCGUGUCGUGCUCUUGGAUACGAAAGACUCAAGAACCCCAAUAAAUGUACGAGUAAUAUGUAUAUCUGGAGUUUCUAUCAAAAUUUAAUGAUAGCCUGUGUUUAGGGUGUGUUGUUUGUGGGUGUUUACGGCUAUGUGUACAGUAUAAUAUGUCGUACAGAUCAAUAGGUACUCGUACAAAGUAAGAAAUCGGUACUUACCCCAAAUCAAGCGGUGUUUUCACUUGUCCGAACAAUAAAUAAAUUCAGUUUUAACUCUGAUGCUGAUAUAACUUUUUCUUUCAAGCAUUCCUACUCACACGGUGGCGAAGACAAUAUAGGAAAACAUUAUCUAUGUUUUGCUUGUGCAAAGUUUGCCGUAUGUUAUGUCGAAAAUUUUACAGAUUAUCAUGUCAUAUACUUAUUGUACAAGAGUUUCUAUUUGUGCACUUAAAUUAAUCAACUUUCUCACCAAAAUUUUGCCCAUUAGAUGCACUGUACCUAUAUCCCAAUACUUACACAUAAAAAUAUGCUUUUCUCCUAGUGCCUUAAAUUGUGAACCCUAACCUUUUCCAAAAAUUAUAGAAUGUCAAUGUUUGAAAAUCAAAAUAUUUUUGCACUUUGAAUUACAAUGUAUUUUGCACAUCCAGAAUGGCUUUUGUAAUGAGAAUAAAAACUAGAAGCUUAAAUGUAGGCGGCAGCACUGUUGAGUGUUUCUAGAUUUUGAGAAUUCUCCAGUGCUGCUAAAAUUAGUCAUGAAUUGCUAUAAAAUGUGGAGCAAUGUAGAGUGUAUCCCGUCUGUAGGAUGAGUUACGAAAAAGACAAGCAGCCAGCUGGAAAAAGUUUCUUUCCGAUCUUUAGGGAAUAAAUAUAACACUAUGAUUUUGCAGUUAAACACUGCGCGUUGUGCAAAGUGUCACAGUGUAAAAAUAUAACCAAAACAAUAUGUUUUUUACUUAAAUAGUACGAGGAACUGUCAAAAUUCCAGAACACUCAACAGUACUUAGGUAAACCCGAUGGGAAAAAUAGGCAGUUUUUAUCCUCAUUAAGAAAAUCCGAAUAAUGCGCGUCGAUAUAUGUAUAUAAUUUAAUGAAAUCGAUAAAACGAUGUUGUCUGUCCAUUAUUAGAUCGUAAGCCUAAGUCAAAUAUCUACUAAAUAAUGUGAAAAAUAACUUUACACAAUUUAUUUAGACGAUUCUACAUAAGAAUUUUCCGUAACACUAAUUUAUAGCAACAACAUGUUAUAUUUAUAUAAAAAAUCUAAGCCAAAAAGAUUACUUAGAAAUAAAUUUAAAAAUAGGUAACGUGUAGGUGGCUAAAUUAUUUAUCUGUUUAUCACUAUGGUCCAGAUAUCAAACUGCUAAACUAAAAAUAAAUCCAUGUGUGCUAAUUAUGUAAAACUUCUUAAUUUUAAUGCCUAAUUAAAAUUAGAUAUAAAUCUAGAAUAAUUUCUAUAUUAAAAAUCGUCUGACCUAAAUGUAUUUACCUGUCCAUCUGUU